GUCUGUGAAUAAUUAACGAUUGAAUAUUAAAUGAAUCAUUAAUUCUGUGAUUCAAAUGCGACGUUCCCAUCGAGAGCGCCAACUGGACUUCCGGUGGAAAAAUGCGCAACGUCUACUGCGCCUGAAGUGGGGGAGGAAGAGAUAGAGCAAGGCAGAACAGCUGAUUCCAUCGUACUCGGAAUUACUGACAGGUGUUCGAAUGUCAAAUUCUCAUUUUUUCCUCCCUCUCUUCUAAAUCGGUUGAUGGUGAUUUAAAUUCACUCACUGGAAGGGAAAUGGAGCCCCAGGAUAUUUACUACAAUAAAGCGGAGUACGUCGAGACGGCCUCGGGAAAUAAAGUCAGUAGACAAACUGUUCUCUGUGGAUCUCAGAACAUCGUUCUGCACGGGAAAGUCAUUGUCCAGUCCGACGCGAUUAUCAGGGGGGAUUUGGCGAACGUCAGGACUGGGCGGUACUGCAUAAUCAGUAAGAAUGUUGUCAUCAGACCUCCCUUCAAGAAAUUCAGUAAAGGAGUGGCAUUUUUUCCACUUCAAAUGGGAGACCACGUGUUCGUCGGAGAACGAGCGGUAGUUAAUGCAGCUGUUGUCGGAUCAUACGUCUACAUCGGUAAAAAUGCAGUAAUUGGAAGACGGUGUAUUCUCAAAGACUGCUGCUACGUUGAAGACGGCGCUGUCGUCCCCCCAGAAACGAUAGUCCCCUCGUUCACGAGAUUCGCUGGUAAUCCAGCAACGCCAGUGGACGACCUCCCUGAGUGCACGCUCGAGCUGAUGGUCGACUUCACGAAGAAUUAUUAUCAACAUUUCCUACCAGCAUCGAACUAGCCUUUGUUAACACCAAAGUAUUAUAAUUUACCGUGAUUUUUGUACUAUGCCUAAAUAUUUAUUUAAUUGUCUUAUAAAUUUUAAAAUUCUGAA
Molecule: messenger RNA, 914 nt
Organism: Diachasma alloeum
Lineage: Eukaryota; Metazoa; Arthropoda; Insecta; Hymenoptera; Braconidae
Gene: DCTN5-p25
Product: dynactin subunit 5
Exons: 4
Coding region: 276-821 (181 amino acids)
Source: RefSeq, a predicted model, not a curated record